Messenger RNA from Astyanax mexicanus (Mexican tetra), 5234 nucleotides. It is a transcript of the gene depdc5, whose product is annotated as DEP domain containing 5, GATOR1 subcomplex subunit. Gene Ontology annotation, biological process: intracellular signal transduction; cellular response to amino acid starvation; negative regulation of TORC1 signaling. The record is from RefSeq and is a predicted model, not a curated record. Gene Ontology annotation, cellular component: GATOR1 complex; lysosomal membrane. Gene Ontology annotation, molecular function: GTPase activator activity. The transcript has 43 exons. Lineage: Eukaryota; Metazoa; Chordata; Actinopteri; Characiformes; Acestrorhamphidae. Bases 269 to 5083 code for a protein of 1604 amino acids.
CAGCAGCUACAGCAGCAGCAGCAGAAGAAGAAGAAGAGCGGGGUGUGUUGUUGUGAUGGGGGAACGAGCAGGACAGAGAACAUUUAGAACCUUUAAAACCGGAGAACCUGAGAACUAAGAAGAUGUUGGUGUUACAGAGUGAGACAGUGAGCUGCAGUGUGGUAUUAUAGUAAGGAGUCUGGACUGGUGUGGUCAGUCCUGAAGCUGAUGAGUGCUGGUGGGUGAUCUGCUGUCCUGCUGCUUCACACUGACCCAUCCUGCAGCUACAAUGACCGUCACCACCAAGACCAAGACCUACAAGCUGGUGGUCCACAAGAAGGGCUUCGGAGGGAGCGAUGAUGAGCUGAUGAUGAACCCGAAGGUGUUCCCUCAGGUUAAACUGGGGGACAUUGUGGAGAUCGCGCAUCCAAACGAUGAGUACAGUCCUCUCUUGCUACAGGUGAAAAGCCUGAAAGAAGAUCUGCAGAAAGAGACGAUCAGUGUGGACCAGACUGUGGCUCAGGCCUUCAAGCUGCGAGCGUAUCAGGACGUCAUUAUAAACAUCGUGGACCCCAAGGAUGUGACUCUGGAUCUGGUGGAACUGACCUUUAAAGAUCAGUACAUCGGCCGAGGAGACAUGUGGAGACUCAAGAAGAGUCUGGUGAGCACGUGCGCGUAUGUGACCCAGAAAGUGGAGUUUGCUGGAAUCAGGGCUCAGGCGAGUGAGCUGUGGGUGAAGGGGGAGAAGGUCACGUGUGGAUACAUCAGUGAGGACACGCGGGUGGUGUUUCGCUCCACCUCAGCGAUGGUGUACAUCUUCAUCCAGAUGAGCUGUGAGAUGUGGGACUUUGAUAUCUAUGGUGAUCUCUAUUUUGAAAAGGCUGUGAAUGGCUUCCUCUCUGAUCUGUUCGCCAAGUGGAAAGAGAAGAACUGCAGCCAUGAGGUGACGGUGGUUCUUUUCUCACGUACCUUUUAUGCUGCUAAAUCUCUCGAUGAGUUUCCUGAGAGCCAGAGAGGAUCUAUCAGGCAGGAUCAUGAAGGACGCUUUUAUGAAGAUUUCUACAGAGUGGUGGCUCAGAACGAGAGGAGGGACGAGUGGACGUCUCUGCUGAUCACUAUUAAGAAGCUCUUCAUCCAGUACCCUGUCCUGGUUCGCCUUAAAGGAGCAGACGGGUUUCCCUGUGGUCAGAACUCUACUGCUGCUCAGGGGAAUUAUCUAGAAGCGAUAAACCUCUCCUUCAACGUGUUUGAUAAGCAUUACAUCAACCGUAACUUUGACCGCACUGGUCAGAUGUCUGUGGUCAUCACUCCGGGAGUGGGCGUGUUCGAAGUUGACCGGCUCCUGAUGAUCCUCACCAAACAGCGCAUGAUCGACAACGGUAUUGGUGUGGAUCUGGUGUGUAUGGGAGAACAGCCCCUCCAUGCUGUUCCACUGUUUAAGUUACACAACCGCACGGUACCCGGCGACUCGAGACUGGAUGACUACAAUCUGCCCCACUGGAUUAAUCACAGCUUCUACACCUCGAAGAGUCAGGGCUCGUCCAGCUGUUUCACACCAAGGAUUAAACUUGCCGGACGCAAGCUUCAUGCUGAAAAAUCCAAGAGCAGUAAAGAUCACUCUCUAGGAGCUCAGAAGGACUCGGAGAACAGUCUGCCCAUACAGGUGGACUACGAUGCCCAUGAUGCUCAGGUGUUCAGACUGCCUGGACCCUCCAGAGCUCAGAGGAGCACCAACUUCAGGUCCAACAGGGACAGAGAGUCCAGUAGGAAGAGCUGGGGUCCGGCGGAGCUGAGCAUCGGUACUGGCUGCUCCCCCCCGGUGCGUCCAGCAGGGGGUCCGGACGAGCAGCGCAGCCUGGCUUCAGACGACAGUCUGGGACACAUCUCCAACAUGCUGCUCAUCCCCCGGCAGGUCCACGGCCAGUACGAGGUCAGCAGCUCGCUCGGAUACACCAGCUGCACCAGAGAGCUGUUGGAGAAGAUGGUGGAGUCUCAGCGGGACUCCAGCGCUCCGGGUCGGUUCACUGUGGGCAGCGCAGAGUCCACGCUGCACAUCCGGCCGGGCGGGUAUACCCCCCAGCGAGCCCUCAUCAACCCCUUCGCCCCCUCACGCAUGCCCAUGAAGCUCACCUCCAACCGCAGACGCUGGAUGCACACUUUCCCUGUGGGUCCGACCGGCGAGGCCAUUCAGAUUCACCAUCAGACGCGGCAGAACAUGGCUGAGCUGCAGGGCAGCGAGCAACGAGACCCCGCCCACACCUCCGCCGAGCUGCUGGAGCUGGCCUAUCACGAGGCCACGGGCAGGAGAACAGUUUCUCGUCAGACUGGAGAGAACGGGCUGUAUAUCAGUGGAGGGAUUGAUGAUUACUCUGGUAGUCCUGCUAGCAGCAAUAGCACAGGAACACCUGUGAACCGUGGCUCAUUCGAAGAGUAUUCCAGCAGCCCAGACCCAACCCUGCUGCUGUCUGCACCCCCGACAGUGCCUAGUUUCUGCUGUACGGUGGGGGUGGACUGGAAGUCUUUGACCACGCCCGCCUGCCUCCCCCUGACCACCGACUACUUCCCCGACCGCCAGACCCUGCAGAACGACUACACCGAGGGCUGCUACGACCUGCUGCCCCACACCGACCUCGACAGGCGUGAUGACGAGGCUCCUAUAAUGACGGCUCCUCGUGUGUUUGAGGAGUUUAUCUGUCAGAGACUGAUGCAGGGCUACCAGAUCAUCGUCCAGCCCAAUAGCAGAAAAGCCCCGCCCACUGUGGUCCCGCCCCUCAGCAGCAGCCCCCUCUACUCCAGAGGGCUGGUCUCUCGGAGGAAGGCGGAGGAGGAGGAGAGCCUGUUUUGGCUCAGUAUGGGCAGAACCUUCCAUAAAGUCUGCCUGAAAGACAAAAUCAUCACUGUCACCCGUUACCUUCCCAAGUAUCCGUACGAGUCUACACAGAUCCAGUACAGCUACAGUCUGUGUCCUCCUCAUGCUGAGGGUCAUUUUGUUCCCUGCUGGGUGGAGUUCGGUCACGAGCGGCUGGAGGAGUAUAAGUGGAACUAUCUAGAUCAGUACAUCUGCUCUGCUGGCUCUGAGGACUUCAGCCUCAUCGACUCUCUGAAGUUCUGGCGGACGCGCUUCCUCCUGCUGCCUGCGGGGGGAGCCAGGCGCGUGGCGGACGGCGAGGGACACUGGGACGUUUACGGGGACGGGCCGGGGGCUGGGCGGGACGGCUCCGGGGCCUCUGGGGACUGGGCUCUGUUGGACGGAUUUAUCCGCUUCCUGGAGGGACUGAACAGGAUCCGGCGCCGCCAUCGAUCCGACCGCAUCAUCCGGAAAGGUGCUGCUAUAAAGGGUCUUCAAGUGACCAGCCCUCUGUCUGCCUAUACUCCAGAGCCUAUAGCGCCCCCUCUGGGCAAGAAAGGAGCUUCAGCCCUCUCCACCCUUCUGGAGCUGGACCAGACACACAAAUCUCAGGAUGAGCAGAUUGUAUCUCAGCAUGCUGCUGCUGUGGGGAAAGUAACGGCGCCCUUCAGUGAGGCUGCCUCUGUUGUCAUGGCAACCACUUACGUAGACAGUCCCCGGAAGGACGCUGGCUUCAUGUUGGAUUUUAUUCGUAGCCCUCGCUCCUCCUAUCUCUCUCACUCUCAGAUUCCUGCUGAGCCUCCUGCAGCCGUCCCUGCAGACUCUGCAGUAUCAGAGCGAGGAGGAAGUCAGCUGAGUGAUCGGCCAGCGGGGGGCGCUACGGGCACAGGAGAGCCAGCCUCGGGCACUGCCUCUGACUCUGGGAGUCAGCAGGGCAGUCUGAGUCUGUCGUCCUCCUCCACACUGCUGGAGAUCCUGGAGGCUAUCAAACACCCGACUACUGGUGUGCAGCUGCUCCCGGAGCAGAAGGGCCUUCCUCCGAACUGCUUCAUCAGUGCUGAGGUGGUUCAUUGGCUGAUGAACACGGUGGAGAACGUGGCCACUCAGGGCAUCGCCGUAGAGAUCAUGCAGAAAAUGCUGGAUGAUGGUUUGGUAGCUCACGCAUCUGGAGAUGCAAUGCGCACCUUUAUCUAUGGCUUCUACUUCUACAAGAUCGUGGAUAAGGAGAGCGAUAAGGUACCCACCAAUCAGCUGCCUCCGGCUGGCGUGUGGUCGACAGCGGCGGUGGAGGACUUUGCGCUGUUUCAGAGGAAGUGGUUCGAGGUGGCGUUUGUGCUGGAGGAGAGGCGGCCGUGCGACCUGCCCGCGUUCCUGCUGCCCUGGCUGCCCAGCCGCCCGGCGUCGUACGCAAGUAGGCACAGCUCCUUCAGCCGCAGCUUCGGAGGACGCAGCCAGGCCGCCGCCCUGCUAGCUGCGACGGUGCCGGAGCAGAAGACGGUGACUCUGGAUGUGGAUGUGAAUAACCGCAGUGAUCGGGCUGAGUGGUGCAGUUGUUACUAUCAGGGAAACUUCUCUCUAAACUCCGCCUUCGAGAUCAAGCUGCACUGGAUGGCCGUCACUGCCGCCGUGCUGUUCGAGAUGGUGCAGGGCUGGCACAGGAAGGCGGCGUCGUGCGGGUUCCUGCUGGUUCCGGUUCUGGAGGUGCCGUUCGCUCUGCCGUCGUAUCUGUACGGAGAUCCUCUCAGAGCCCAGCUCUUCAUCCCCCUCAACAUCCAGAGCCUGCUGAGGGACUCCAGCGACAGCCUGUUCGACGGGUUUGAGCCGGAAACAUACUGGGACAGGAUGCAGCUCUUCCAGGAGGCCAUUCUCUACAGGUUCGGAUUUGUUCAGGAUAAAUUUUCUGCCUCAGCUUUCAACUUCCCUGCUGAAAACAAGCCCCAGUAUAUCCACGUCACAGGUACAGUGUUCAUGCAGCUGCCGUACUCUAAGAGGAAGUACUCAUGCGGUCAGCAGCGGCGGCGGCGUAACUCCGCCUCCUCGGCAAGUCAGAGUCUGUUCGGCUGCGAGGAGCGAGUCGGUUACAACUGGGCGUACAACACCAUGCUGACCAAAGCCUGGAGAACCGGCGUGCUGGGGGACGAGAAACUCGCCGACCGUCUCCUCCGAGACUUCACCGACUUCUGCUCCAACAAGGACAACCGGCUGGUGGCCUUCUGGGACAGCUGUGUGGACAAAAUGAACUCUAGCGCCCCCUGAGGGACAGAGAGACCGAGAGAAAGAGAGACUCUGACUGAGAACUGCUGCUGGGAAUAUAUGACCUGCGUCAAUUCCUGAUCUGUGCCUGACUAAUACCUAAUGUUCUGCCUGAACGCAGACAGGAAAUAAAUAAUAAAUCUGACUAAACCAA